AUGUCGCAGUACAUGCCGUACGGUGGGUUCAACUGGGUUGAACCCACAUUGAACGGAUUGAAUGAUUUGGAUGCUACCUCCCCCAUAGGGCGAGUGUAUGAGGUGGAUGUGUCGUACCCACGACAUUUGCAUGAUAACCACAAUGACUUACCCUUCCUACCGCAAAAUAGUGGCUCGAAGGUGAGGAAGUUGAUGGCGACGUUCGAGGAGAAAAAAAAUUACAUAAUUCACUAUAGGAGCCUGCAGCAGGCCAUUAAGAAUGGACUAAUAGUAGAAAAAGUACAUAGAGUGAUACAAUUUAACCAGUCUAACUGGCUGGCUAAAUAUAUUGAGUUGAACACCGAGAUGAGGAAGAAGGCGAGGAAUGAUUUUGAAAAGGACUUUUUUAAAUUAAUGAACAACGCUGUAUUUGGGAAGACUAUGCAGUCUAAAAGAAAGGAGAUGAAGAUGGAGCUAGUGUCGUGUGAGAGAAGGUUACAAAAAUUAAUCAACAAGAGUACAUUUAAACACUGUACCAAUUAUAACGAAAACCUAAACGCUGUCGCACUGGAGAAUAAAAUUAUUAAAUUUGAUAAACCUAUAUAUAUUGGAUUCGCUGUACUGGAUGUAUCAAAAACGCUAAUGUAUGAGUACCAUUAUGAUGUCAUGCAGAGGCACUAUGGAGACAAAAUUAAAUUAAUGUACACUGAUACAGAUUCUCUGAUAUAUCACAUAAAAACGGAUGAUUUUUAUGCAGACUUGGCGGCCAACCAUAGCUUGUUGGAUAGGAUGGACACCGCCAACCUGCCUCAUGAUCAUCCAUGCUACAUAGCAGAUAGAAAGAAAGAACCGGGUGUCUUUUCCGAUGAAGUGGACGGCAACAUUAUAACAGAAUUUUGUGCGCUGAGGGCAAAAUCAUAUGCCUUCAAUAUAUAUGCUGGACCGGAAGAUGAGGAAAAAGAUGAAGAAGACCGAGUAGGAGGAGAAAAGAUUAAGGCGAAGGGGGUAAAACGACAUGUGGUUAAAAACCACAUGACUCUUGAGGACCAUAAGAAGUGUUUGUUUGGGGAAGAAGGAUUAGAGUUGUAUAAGGAGAAUAUUUCAAUACGGUCAUUUAACCAUCAACUCAUGACCAUAAAGACAAAAAAAUUAACUUACAAUAGCUAUGACGAUAAGAGGGUGGUGUUAGAAGAUAAAGUCAACACACUAGCCCAUGGACACUAUAGUAUAGAAGAAGAUGACAUAUGGCCAGAACUUGAGGAAGAUGGAGGGAAAUGGGGCGCUGAGGAAAAAGAAUUGAUGAGAGAGCUACUACAAUGUAUAACUUAA
Molecule: messenger RNA, 1308 nt
Organism: Metopolophium dirhodum (rose-grain aphid)
Lineage: Eukaryota; Metazoa; Arthropoda; Insecta; Hemiptera; Aphididae
Source: RefSeq, a predicted model, not a curated record